Messenger RNA from Doryrhamphus excisus (bluestripe pipefish), 4948 nucleotides. It is a transcript of the gene syne3, whose product is annotated as spectrin repeat containing, nuclear envelope family member 3. Gene Ontology annotation, cellular component: cytoplasm; nuclear outer membrane; meiotic nuclear membrane microtubule tethering complex. Gene Ontology annotation, biological process: nuclear migration. The record is from RefSeq and is a predicted model, not a curated record. Lineage: Eukaryota; Metazoa; Chordata; Actinopteri; Syngnathiformes; Syngnathidae. Gene Ontology annotation, molecular function: actin filament binding.
CGUGGCUGCCUGGGUAGUAGUGCUUUUUACGAGGUGUCCUUGAAGGUAGCGUGCCUUGCUUUACUUCCUGUCUUCCGUAAGUUCACGGAAAGCAAAAAGACAAGAGGGCUGCGGUAGUUCUUCGUCUGUUUGCUGACCCAAACAAGGCGGCCUUGAACGCAUCAUGACACAGCAAGAGCAGCAGGAGUUCAAGGAGAGACUGGAGGGGGCGCUCUCGUGGAUGAAGGAUGUCGAGGAGAGGCUGAGGACCAACGACAACACCCAGGGACCCUGGGAUGCCUUGGAAAGCCGACUCAGGGAGACAGAGAAAAUCCACCAAUCAGAGCAGGAAGGUCGUGUGAAGAUGGACAUGGCGUUGGUGGCAGCUGAACACCUCCUGGAGGUGGGAGAUGAAGACCUGAGGACCACCACUCACUCUAAGCUCAAAGAGCUGAAGAUCUGUUGGGAGGAAACAUGUACCUACAUCAUCCACUGUCACAGCCGGAUUGAGUGGGUGUGGCUCCACUGGAGUGAGUACAUGAAAGCUUAUGAGGAGUUCCAAUCGUGGCUGACGAAGCAGCAGUGCAGCUUGGACGUGGCGUUGGAGCUGCAGCUGGGCCUGAAGGAGAAGCUUUGGCACGUGGACCAGCAGAGAGUGGUGCUGAGCGACAUCCACGGUCAAGAGGCGUUGUUGGAAAGGCUGCUGGACGAAGCUGCGGCACUGCACAGCAGAAUCCAGGACCCUUGCGUGGACCCCCAGGCCCAGGGGAGACUGCAGGAGGCCUACAGAGACAUCAGGGGCAGGGCGGAGGAACGUCUGUCGCUGCUUGAGAAGAUAGCGGAGGAGCACCAGACAUACCAAGGCUGCGUGCAGAGGUUUCAGUCCUGGCUGCUGGUAAAAACCAAGGAAGUGACGGAUCUUAUGGAGAGAGAGCAUCCAACAGAGAAGAAACUCCAAGCCUUGCAAGCGUUGGACGACAGCGUAGCCAGUGAGGAAAAAACUCUGCAGUACAUCGAGGGUCUGUCUGAAGGCGUCCGAGCCAACAGCUCCCCUGCUGGAGCAGAGGUGGUCGUGGAAGAGGCUGAGGAGCUCCGUCUGGGUUGGCAGAGACUCAGGCAGGGUCUGUGUGAGGCCGAGGAGGGUCUGCGCUCCAGCCUGGACGCACGCUGCGAGUACGCCGCCCGAUGCCGGCGACUGGGGGAGGACGUCGGAGUCCUCAGGGUACGACUUCAGGGGCUGGCCGGGAAACUGGAGGAGGGGGCUGAUGCUGGAGAUGAGGACCACUCUGUGGAAGAGCUCCAGUGGAGAAAAUACACGGGUGUGAGGGAUUGUGUGGCGAUGGAGGAGUUCCAAGUGGAGCAGCUCAAGUCCCAGCUCAAGCAUCUCUUCCGCUUCUCCGAGGACUCUGGCCACAUCUCUGAUGACGUCCUGGCGGUUGUCAAAGUACACCAGAGUAUGAAAUGCAAAGCGGCAAGAUUGUGCUCCGAAUGGGAGCAUGUCCUGAGAACGUCCCUCCAGGACCCGCUGCUGUCAUUCGGCCAGUGGAGCCACCAAGUGUCUGAGGUUCUGGAAGCUUCUGCCGUGGUCACUGACUUCUCCCACAUUGUCAUGUUGCUCCACACUAUUGAGGUGCUGUUGAAGGACAGUGUUGAACUGCAGGAACGUUUCAAGCGUCUGAAGACAAAGGAGGACCUUCUGGAGUCUGUGUUUGGACCUGAAGGGAGUGCUGGUCUGCAGGCCGAGCUGAGUGUUUCCACCAGGAAUAGAGAACUUCUGCAUGCUCAGCUCCUACAGAGAAAAGGAAGACUCCAGGGCUUCAUUUCGAGAACUAAGGACUUUGGAGAUGCCUCCACGGGGAUAGUCUCCAUGCUGAGCAGCAUACGAGAGAAGAUGAUGGCAGCUGAAGGACUCCAGCCUGACAUCCUGGCUAAGAAAAGUCAGUGGGACCGCUUCAAGGCGAUCCAGAAGGAGCUGGAGGAAUGCGACGCUCACAUUACAUCUCUGGAAACGCUGAUCUCCUCCAGUCAGAGCAACAGGACUGAGUUUGAGAAGAUCUCUGCCGACUGGAAACAUCUUUGCAAGAGUGUCAGGGUCAGGUUGCACGAGAGCGAGGAGAGCAUCGCAGAGCAUGAGCGUUUCCAUGAGAGCCUGCUGAACGUGGAGAAAUGCUUGAUGGUCAUGAAGCAGAAGAUGGAGUCCUUUAAGAGUGCCACAGGAGACUGGAGCGUUGAAGGGCGCCAGCAUGAGGCGGAGAAAGUCCUGGCAGAGUUUCCGGAGAAAGAGUUGCAGCUCCAGCAGAUGGAAGUCCAGGGUCAGAAGGUUUUAUGCAGGACGUCACAGGAAGGAGGUGUCCAUAUUCUUGGAGAUAUGAAGCGUCUCCAGGAGGCCUGGCUGUCCUUACGUAACAUGAGUGUAAACAUUGACAGGCUGCUGAGCGGUUCCGCUGAGCAUUUGGACUCACCCGUUUGGAAAGCCAGCACAGACCGGACUCAAGUCAGCAUGGAGGAGGUGGAUGCUGGGUCUCAUGCUGAAGAACAACAGCGUGAGCAUCUCCAACUCUCAGUAAAGUACAGCCACCAUGCCGGAGAUGGAGAUGGUUCAUCUGCUUUGAGCCUUGUUCUUCCAGUCGCUCGGCAAGCUUCCACGAAGGAACAUGUCUCGGGAAGGAUAGGCUCUAGCGGCUUUGAAUCAAAGAACAUGAUGGACUCAGAAGAAGCUUGGAUGAUUAAAGAGGACGCUAUCAAGCUCCUCACACCAGACGCCACUCAAGGCACAAUGAAGGACGCAGAUCCAUCGGAGUCCAGGAGGAGGCAGUUUGAGGCUUGGCUAUGCAGAGAGAACCAACUCCUCAUGGGCAUCCUCAGCACCAAGAGAGGAACCUUGAAGAGCAACCAGGUCAAGAUGCAGCAGGACACACUGAAGGCUCUGAGGGCAGGGCUGCCUUGGGGUGAGGAGCAGUUCCACCUUCUGCUGCAGGAGAGUAAAGACACUUCUUCACAAGAUGCCGCUUUUGAGGAACUACGUUACCGCUGGAUUCUCUACAAGUCCAAGCUAAGUGAUGUCCCUGUCCUCCGCACCAGGAUGGCCUCCAAGAGAGUUCCAGCCAAGCAGAAGGACCUGGCUGCUAAACCAACAAAGUGGGCGUGGCUGCAGCGAGCAUGUGGGCUGGCACUUCCUGUGUGGCUCCUCCUCCUGGCGUUGUUGCUGCUGGCCUUCCUGCUGCCCAUCAUGGACCAAGACAGCAGCUGCUCUCUCUACAACAACUUUGCAAGGUCAUUCAAUGUCAUGCUGCGCUACUCUGGACCGCCACCUACUUAGUCAAAUACGCGGUACAUACUAUACUCUACUGCAAUAUCUACAGUGUGUAUAUAUACCGUUAUACGGUACGGGAAGUCCAUUUACAAUACUGUAUGGGAAGUCUGAAUAUACUAUAAUAGUCUUUAUAUACUGUAUGCUAUCAUAGUGUAUAUGUACUAUCAUAGUGUAGGGGAAGUCCAUAUAUACUAUCAUAGUAUGUAUUAUAUACUGUAUACUAUCAUGGUCUUUAUAUAUGCUGCCAUAGUGUAGGGAAAUCUAUAUAUACUGUAUGCUAUCAUAGUGUAUACAUACUAUCAUAGUGUAGGGAAGUCUAUAUAUACCGUAUACUAUUAUAGUAUAUAUAUACUAUCAUAGUGUAAGGGAAGCCUAUAUACUUUAUACUAUCACAGUGUGUACUAUAUACUGUAUACUACCAUAGUCUUUAUAUAUACUAUCAUAGUGUAGGGAAGUCUAUAUAUACUGUAUACUAUCAUAGUCUUUAUAUAUACUAUCAUAGUAUAGGGAAGUCUAUAUAUACUGUAUACUAUCAUAGUGUGUAUAUACUGUAUACUAUCACAGUGUAUAGUAUAUACUGUCAUAGCGUAGGGGAAGUCCAUAUAUACCAUCACAGUGUGUAUUAUAUACUGUAUACUACCAUGGUGUUUAUAUAUACUAGCAUAGUGUAGGGAAGUCUAUAUAUACUGUAUACUAUCAUAGUAUGUAUAUACUGUAUACUACCAUAGUCUUUAUAUAUACUAUCAUAGUGUAGGGAAGUCUAUAUAUACCGUAUACUAUCAUAGUGUAUAUAUACUAUCAUAGUGUAGGGAAGUCUAUAUAUAUAUAUACUGUAUACUACCAUAGUCUUUAUAUAUACUACCACAGUAUAGGGAGGUCUAUAUAUACUGUAUACUAUCAUAUUAUGUAUAUACUGUAUACUAUCAUAGUGUAUAGUAUAUACUAUCAUAGUGUAGGGGAAAUCCAUAUGUACUAUCAUAGUGUGUAUUAUAUACUGUAUACUACCAUGGUCUUUAUAUAUACUAGCAUAGUGUAGGGAAGUCUAUAUAUGCUGUAUACUAUCAUAGUGUGUAUAUACUGUAUACUAUCAUAGUGUAGGGGAAGCCUAUAUACUUUAUACUAUCAGUGUGUGUGUGUGUAUAUAUACUAUAUAUGUAUAUAUAUGUAUACUAUAUAUAUAUAUCUACUAUGGUCAUUAUAUAUAUAUGGAACUAUGGGUUAGUGUUGGUGGUUGGGAAUGGAGAUAUUGUAAAGUUCCAAUGGUGAAUUAUCUCCAAAGUCUCUGUUUUCUUGAUAUUUGUGGAGUGGACCUCACAACGACCUCACCUUUUCUACAUGUCACCUUUCCUACAACCUUUUCUACAUGUCACCUUUCCUACAACCUUUUCCAACAAAUCCAUAUAGGAAACAUCAAGCUAAUCAUCUCCAUGUACUGUAUACACACGUGUCUAUAUAAUAUGCAGUAUGUCAUGGUAUGGUACUUGUACUUGUUCUGGCGCACGCCCACACUGUUGUCAGUCUGAGCUUCCUGCCAGGAGGAUGGUGGGCAACCAUCUGGACGUUUCACGCUGCCAAAAUAAGAGUAUCUACACAACAUUCAUGGACUGUAAAACAAUAAAUGACGACAAUAAACAAUAAAAUAUGAGGCAGACAUAA